CCGGCCCCCCUUUCAUUCGCGCCGGCCGGCGCUAUGGCCCGCCCCCGGCCCGCCCCCCGCCGGCACCCUGGUUGUUUCUCUUCUCCUUCCGCCGGCCCCUAUUCUAUUGCGCCCGCCUUUGGCGCGGCAGGCACGCAAGCACCCACAGCACACCGCCCUGCGGGCUGAACAGAACCGGCCCCGGCGCGCCGGCCGGCUUGGGAUCGGGCGCAGCAGUCUGUGGGCGCAGCUGGAAGGCCGCCGCGCCGCUGCCCCUUGUUCUUGCUACCGGGCUGCUAGUGCCGGGGGCUGGUGCUGUCUAGUAACGUAGUGCCGCCUUGCCGUAGCUGGGCCGGUAGCCUGCAAGGCCAGUUGCAUUUUCAAGAUUCGGCGCGAAAGAGCCGGCUCGGCUCGAUUUGAUUGCGUGUCAGCAUGUCUGGGG
Amoebophrya sp. A120 is the source of this 421-nucleotide messenger RNA. The record is from the annotation of a GenBank genome assembly. NCBI's taxonomy places the organism in Eukaryota, Dinophyceae, Syndiniales, Amoebophryaceae.